Messenger RNA from Sander lucioperca (pikeperch), 2314 nucleotides. Its product is annotated as intracellular protein transport protein USO1-like. NCBI's taxonomy places the organism in Eukaryota, Metazoa, Chordata, Actinopteri, Perciformes, Percidae. The transcript has 2 exons. The record is from RefSeq and is a predicted model, not a curated record. The coding region runs from base 339 to 908 and encodes 189 amino acids.
UUUGACACAAAUUCACUCAGAGAGCAGUUUGUAUCAGAGAGUCAUUUGACUGUGACAAUCCAAAGGUGCACAUUGCAACAAGAGAAAAGACACUGGUCCAGCAGAAUACAAAGUUGGAAAACAUGGAAUUCAUGGAGAGAUUGAACCGCAAAUGAAUUUCUAUCUCAGUUCACUUGAAGAACAAGUACGGUGUGAACUGAAGGACAGCGAGGCGAGUCUCACCCAAUGUGAAUCUGAGGGAAGAGUUCACCUGAUAAUCCGAGGACUUGCUGGCUAAUCUCCUCGAUCAGCUCCAACAACAGAGAGAGGGCAGCACUUUGAGCCAUGACAAAAAGCUGAUGCAGAGGGAGAUGUGUGACUUGAAAGUUCAGCUGGCUGAACGCGUCCACUCCCCACCCAGGGAAACAGAGUAUCUGAAAUCCCAGCUGGGAAAAAUCAGCAACAGGCUGCGAAAAGCCCAAAAAGAUCUCGACCUGCAGUACUUCAUUACUGAAGACCUGAAAGUCGAAAUGGAGCAGAUGAAGGGAGAGAAGGAGGCCCUUAAAAACAAUGUGGAGACUCAGAAGAUCGAGCUUCGUAAAGAGAGACAGAUGCUCACGGUAGGUAAGACCACCAACGUGAUGUUGGAGAGCUAUCUGGAGAUUGAGAGGGCUCAAGCUCAGGAGCUGAAGAAUAAAUUGAGCAAGAUGGAGGAAGCUCUCCUAAAACAGGACGAGGAGGCAAAGGAGAUACUGGAAAGAUCCCAGGCUUCCCAUAGAGCCCAGCUGGAGAUGCAGGACAAAAGCAACAAGAACCUCAUGGCUGCUCUUGAGAAAAAGUGUGAACAUCAGCUAGAGAGUGAGCGUGUCCUAUGGCAGCAGGAGAAAACUUCUCUGCUGGAGGAGAGCAACCUAUGUGGAUCAGAAUGACGAGCAAAGCUUUGUGAGUGACUGCCUCCUGGCUGCUCUGAAGAAGACUGAGCAGCAGCUGGAGAGUAAUCUCAACCUGUGGAAGGAGGACAAGGCAUCCCUCCUUCAGGCCACAGAAAGCCUGAAGCUGACUCAGCAGGAAAAAGAGCAGGAGUGGGACAGGACCGAGAGCACCAUGAGGUCCCAGCUGUCAGAUCUUCAGAGCCAGAUAAUGCAAAAGCCAAAGAAGAAGAAGUGGUACAAAAAGCUUCUGCCUGGCUGAGGAAAAGAAAAUGCAUUUGUACUUGUAUAGUGUCUGUCUGUCUGUCUGUCUGUCUGUCUGUCUGUCUGUCUGUCUGUCUGUCUGUCUGUGGGUGGGUCUGUCUGUCUGUGUGUGGGUGGGUCUGUCUGUCGGUGUGUCUGUCUGUCUGUGUGUGGGUCUGCGUGUGCGUGUGGGUGUGUGCGCGCGUUUGCACGCAGGGUGUGUGAUGCGUCAGUGCAGUAGUGUUGGAGUAGUAGUGCUUGUAGUUAGUGCAUGCUCUUUGCCACUGCUUUCAGCUACUGCCUCCGGAUAGCCCUUUGUUUUCAGGGGCGAAAAGAGGAGCCGAGUGUGUAAGCCUCCUCAGCCGGUACAUAGCCUCUCCACUGCCAAGAUCUCGUACACGCCUCCCCGUGGCACACAUGGUAACUGGUCCCUUGUGGUUCCAGGCUAAGUUGUACGGGAUCUUGGAGCAGCAGUGGGCCCCAGAGACGUGGCAUGUAGGCCCAUCAGUGAGUGGAAACGCCCUGAUGCCCGUCAUCCACUGUCCCAGUUAUGGGUAAAUAGCCCCAGCUAUGGGUAAAUAGUGAAUACCCCAAUGGCAGCGCAAGCGGAAGAUGGUGGUGUGAGAACCACCACAACGGCAAGGGAAGGCGGAAGAAGGCAACCCCACAGCCACGUGGGUUAACUUGGGAGGGUACAGUGGCUAAGGGAGCAAACCCCGAAGACAAACCUGCACCUGGGGACAGGCACAGGCGGAGUCCAACUGACCGGACCACCGGCAGGUCGUCAUGGGUUCCCUCAUGCCACUGGAGGUCCAUCUGGUAGGAGUGAAGAUGGUGGGAAUAAGGUCUGCGCACCCACACCCUCACCUUAAUCCUCACCUAUGCGCAAGCUUAUUGCCGCCACCCCCCAAAAAAGUCCUGUGGCGAUGUGUAGCGGAGGCGAUAAUGAGAUGACUGUGAUCACCUGGCCGGUCCUUGCAGACUAUUUAACCCCGCCUGCCCCGAGACCAGGAGGCCGCAUUCUCCCGACUGCACCAACAUGUUUUCUCUCUGUUUGAGUUUUCCCUUUGUUAACUACUGACAACAUGCACCUCACAUUCUCCAUUACAUCCAUACACCUUCAUUCAUCAUCACUGAUACUGACAAUCACACCUCAUCGACAA